This is a messenger RNA of Cynocephalus volans (Philippine flying lemur), 2653 nucleotides long. RefSeq names its product RAD51 paralog C (gene RAD51C). Gene Ontology annotation, molecular function: crossover junction DNA endonuclease activity; ATP-dependent DNA damage sensor activity; four-way junction DNA binding. Bases 58 to 1206 code for a protein of 382 amino acids. The transcript is spliced from 9 exons. NCBI's taxonomy places the organism in Eukaryota, Metazoa, Chordata, Mammalia, Dermoptera, Cynocephalidae. Gene Ontology annotation, cellular component: Rad51B-Rad51C-Rad51D-XRCC2 complex; Rad51C-XRCC3 complex; replication fork. Gene Ontology annotation, biological process: DNA repair; meiotic DNA recombinase assembly; reciprocal meiotic recombination. The record is from RefSeq and is a predicted model, not a curated record.
CCCAGGCUUUGCGGCUUAGGGUUUGCACUACUGCAUGUGUAGGCGUCCCGCUUUGAAAUGCAGCGGGAUUUAGUGAGUUUCCCGCUGUCUCCAGCGGUGCGAGUGAAGCUGGUGUCUGCAGGUUUCCAGACUGCUGAGGAACUCCUAGAGGUGAAACCCUCCGAGCUCAGCAAAGAAGUUGGGAUAUCUAAAGAGGAAGCCUUAGAAACUUUGCAGAUUAUAAGAAGAGAAUGUCUCACAAAUAAACCAAGAUAUGCUGGUACAUCUGAGUCAGGCAAGAAGUGUACAGCGCUGGAACUUCUUGAGCAGGAGCACUCCCAGGGCUUCAUAAUUACCUUCUGUUCAGCACUGGAUAAUAUUCUUGGGGGCGGAGUACCCUUAAUGAAAACAACAGAAAUUUGUGGUGCGCCAGGUGUUGGAAAAACACAAAUAUGUAUGCAGUUGGCAGUAGAUGUGCAGAUACCGGAAUGUUUUGGAGGAGUUGCAGGUGAAGCAGUUUUUAUUGAUACAGAGGGAAGUUUUAUGGUUGAUAGAGUGGUAGACCUUGCUACUGCCUGUAUUCAGCACCUUCACCUUACAGCAGGAACACACGUGGGAGAGGAACACCAAAAAGCUUUAGAGGAUUUCACACUUGAAAAUAUUCUUUCCCAUAUUUAUUAUUUUCGGUGUCAUGACUACACAGAGCUACUGGCACAAGUUUAUCUCCUUCCAGAUUUACUUUCAGAGCACUCUAAGGUUCGAUUAGUGAUAGUGGAUGGUAUUGCUUUUCCUUUUCGUCAUGACCUAGAUGAUCUAUCCCUUCGUACUCGGUUGUUAAAUGGCCUAGCCCAGCAAAUGAUCAGCCUUGCAAAUAAUCACAGAUUAGCUGUAAUUUUAACCAAUCAGAUGACAACAAAGAUUGAUAGAAAUCAGGCCUUGUUGGUUCCUGCAUUAGGGGAAAGUUGGGGACAUGCUGCUACAAUACGGCUAAUCUUUCAUUGGGACGGAAAGCAAAGCAGAUUGGCAACAUUGUACAAAUCACCAAGCCAGAAGGAAUCCACGGUACCUUUUCAAAUCACAAUCUACCAUAUUUGGUUUUUUUUUUUUUUUUUCAUCUUGCAGCCUCAGGGAUUUAGAGAUGCUUUUGUUGCUACUGCAUGUUCAUUCCAAACAGAAGGUCCAUUGAAGUCCCAGAAACGGUCACGAGAACCAGAGGAAGAGCAAUAACCCAAAAACUAAUCUUAAAGUAUACAAAUGUAUUGGUGCUAUGAAAUUCAUUGUGCACAAGUAGUAGAAUCAUUACCUUAAAAUAUAAACACACACUAUGGCAUGAAUGAAUCAGGAUUAUAUGAAGUGAUUGGAAAAAAUAAUUAAGGAAUAUAAUUCUCUGAAAAAGUUUUUCUAAAGCAGUGUUCUAUAAUUAUAUUUUGCCAUGUUUUCAUUUUCAGGAAUAUUGACUAGAGAUGAUGUAGGUAUUGUUUCAUAAAUGUAGAAAGCUGAUUUCCUGUGGCCAGUCUGAAUUUAUCAUUCAGACUGUUUUUCUCUCUUUCUUUCCAAAUCUCAUAGAAAAUCCUAGGAAGAAAAGAUUUUUUCAUAUUCUUACCAUGUUUUCCUCUUUAAAUAUAGCUUUGAUAAUUCUUAAAAAUGACCUGUUUUUGUUAUUAUAAGAGGUAGUUAGCACCAUGAGUCGGUCUGUCACUUUUAUGGGUAAGAUACAAACUUUAGAUGACCACACUGAUAUUAAUGACCUCCACCCUAAACUCUAAGCCAUUUGUUUAAUUUUUCAUGUUAUAUUUUAUAAUGUAAAAGGGAGGACUUUGGAGCUAUUACCUCAUCUAGAAAUUGUUUGGAACAUAUAUCUUCCAGAAUAGAUUGAUAAGCUCACAAUUAUUUAUGUCUACAUUUUUGAGACAUGGUGUGAUCUAUUCUAGAAUUCUAGGUGUAUUGACAUUUUCCUUUGAAUAAUUUUAAUCCUGCUUAAGUAAAUUAAAAAGUUUGGAUUCUUGAGUGGUUUCAAUAUCAUCUAAAAAUGCUUUGGCACCUAGUUCUUCUUAGUACUUCUCAAUUCAUUCACAGAAUUUACUUUGGCUCCCUGUGGGGGAGAAAUUUAUUUAAAUAAUUGAAUAUUAUAUACCAUGACUAUUUUCCAAAUUAAAAGACAUGAUAUUUCCUGUCCAAGAAUAAACACUAAAUUUAUAAAAUUUAUUCAGUGUAAUGAUUCUGCAGUUGGUUAUGCAGAGAAUAGCCAUAGUUUAUCAGGACCUCUUUGAGAGAGAAAGCAGAGACUGCUAACAAUUACACCAGGAUAGUGGACAUAAACUGGGGCUGUCCCAGGGAAAUCAAGGAUAUAGUCAUCCUAAUUAUAUAAAACUAAUUUCAAAUGACUACUUUGACGUAGGAUGACUGAUUGUAACUGUCUUACUUUUGAGAGCUAUAAAGUAUAUAUAUUUUUAUUACACUUGAUGCAGUCAUUAAGACAAAUUGCCCAUCAUUUUAUAUUCCAUCAGCUGAAAUCAUCAAAUCAAGAAUAAGGGUGUUGUAAGUUAUAAAUAUCAGUGCUACCAAGCAUCAGAUAAUGUAGGACCUCUUUUUAUAAAGUAUCAUACUGUACUUUUGGGACAUAAUCAUUUAUAGAUGAUUAUGGGUAGAAUGCUGAAUAUAGACAAAGUUUUUG